CCGACUGUUUCAAACAACACGAGCUUGAAUCACGAACGAUAUAUUGCUCUGUGUAAAAGUAUUAUCAUCAUGUCCGACGCCGAUGCACAAUUGCAAGAGGAAGAUAAGUUCUCGGACAUCCUGCCCGAUGGCUCUAGUCGAGCAGUAUCCUUGACUGAUUCAAGAGCUGUCACACCUCAACCUAGAAACCGAUCGCAUCUCCGCAAGGAAAUUCAGAACGAGAACGGCGACGAUGACGAUCCUACUUCCGAGGCAGGCGAUAUCGACCCGGAGGAAGAGAACCGAGAGGAGGAGGAAGUAGAUGCCAUGGAUGUGGACGGGGACGAUGAGGCGACCACGUCAAAGCAAAUCGCAACCCCAAGCAAGCGUCAACAGCAAGAACAGCGUCGAGCUCAGAACCGAGCUAUCGAGGGGAAGAAGGGUAACCUAGAGAAGAUCAAACUUGCCGAUUCUAUGAAGCGAUUCUCGUACCUCAUGGGCCAAACCGAGCUGUUUGAGCAUUUCUUGGAGAUCAAAAAAGAGCGCGACCCCGAAUUCGCGAGGAUGAUUGAGGAACAGCAGGCUAAGAAGGAUGCCAAGGGCAAGAAGAAGGCCGCUGGGACGAGACAUCGCAAAUCUGAAAAGGAAGAGGAUGAAGAGCUGAUCAAGCACGACGACGAGGACGAGGACGAGGGGGUUUACGUAUAUGACGAGAGCCCGGCAUUCGUCAAGGGGGGCAAGAUGCGAGACUACCAGGUCGCUGGACUGAACUGGAUGGCUUCGCUGCAUCACAACGGUAUCAACGGAAUCUUGGCAGACGAGAUGGGUCUUGGAAAGACUUUGCAAACGAUUUCCUUCUUGGGACACCUCAAAUUCCGUUGCGAUAUUACCGGGCCGCAUUUGAUCGUAGUGCCUAAAUCGACAUUGAACAACUGGGACCGAGAAGUGGCCAAGUGGGUUCCGGGUUUCAACACGAUCGUUCUCCAGGGAGCCAAGGAGGAUAGGGCCGUGAUGAUCAAGGAGCGUAUCAUGACGUCCGACUUUGACGUCUUAAUCACGUCGUACGAGAUGUGUCUUAGGGAAAAGUCGGUCCUGCAGCGAUACGCGUGGGAAUACAUCAUCAUCGACGAGGCGCACCGAAUCAAGAACGUCGACUCGCUCCUGAGUCAGAUCGUCAGGAGCUUCUCUAGUCGAGGUCGACUCUUAAUCACUGGAACGCCCUUGCAAAACAAUUUGCAAGAACUUUGGGCGCUGUUGAACUUCAUUCUGCCUGAUGUCUUCUCUUCCAGCGAUGACUUUGACACCUGGUUCAAAGGCAAGGGAGAUUCAGAUGAACAGCAGCAACAGGUCGUCACCCAACUUCAUAAAGUCUUGCGACCCUUCUUGCUGCGCCGAGUCAAGGCCGAGGUCGAGCACUCCUUGCUUCCCAAGAAGGAAAUCAACUUAUAUGUCGGGAUGUCCGACAUGCAGAAGAAGUGGUACAAGAGCUUGUUGGAGAAGGAUAUCGAUGCUGUGAACGGUGCCGCUGGCAAGAAGGAGGGGAAGACUAGGCUAUUGAACAUUGUGAUGCAAUUGCGAAAGUGUUGCAACCAUCCUUACCUGUUUGAUGGAGCUGAACCCGGUCCGCCUUAUACCACCGAUGAGCAUCUAGUCGACAAUUCUGACAAAAUGAGGAUCCUCGACCGACUUCUGAAGAGAAUGCAGGAGAAAGAUUCUCGAGUCCUGAUCUUCUCGCAGAUGAGCCGUGUCUUGGAUAUUUUGGAGGACUAUUGUCAAUUCCGAGGAUACAAAUACUGUCGUAUCGACGGAGGUACCGAUCACGAAACGCGAACGGCUUCUAUCGACGAAUACAACAAGCCAGGGAGCGAAAAGUUCAUCUUCUUGUUGACGACACGAGCCGGAGGUCUGGGUAUCAACCUGGUCACUGCCGAUAUCGUCGUCUUGUUUGACAGCGAUUGGAACCCUCAAGCCGAUUUGCAGGCCAUGGAUCGUGCCCAUCGUAUCGGUCAGACCAAGCAGGUAUAUGUAUACCGAUUCAUCACCAAAGAUGCAAUUGAGGAGCGAAUUAUUGAACGAGCGAUGCAAAAGCUGAAGCUUGAUCAGAUGGUUAUCCAAGCUGGUCGAGCUCAACCGGCGGCGAAAGCUGCACAAAACAAGGAGGACCUCCUGGACAUGAUUCAACACGGAGCGGGCAAGAUCAUCAGUUCCAAGGAGAGUUUGACUGUCGAUGAUGACAUCGACAAGAUUAUUCGAGAAGGAGAGGAAAGGACCGCCGUCCUGAACAAGAAGUACGAGGGUAUGAACCUGGAUGCUUUAACCAACUUCCAGCCCGAGCUCGAUACAAGAACCUGGGAGGGCCAGAACUACGGUGGUAUCAAAUCUGGCGGACCUGGCUGGAUCGAUCUUGGCAAACGUCAGGCCAAGGAGGUCAGUUAUGCCGUCGACCAGUAUUUCUCGAACGCCAUGAAGGGCAACCAGCCUCCCAAGGAUGAUAAGCCAAAAGUGCCGAAAGCACCGAAACAGAUCGACCUUCAACCGCAUCAAUUCUACCCACCUCGCUUGGCCGAGCUGCAAGAAAGAGAAUUGAACGCUUGGAGGAAGGAGAACAACUUGCCAGCAGAGAAGCCUGAGGUGAAAGAGGGGGAAGCCUCGGAAGAGGCCGCUGACAAGAUGAAGGAGGACGCCCAGGCGUUGAUCGAUGCCGCGGAGCCUCUGACUGAAGAAGAGCGAGAAGAGAAAGCAGCACUGGUGGAGCAGGUCUUCACAAACUGGAACAAACCCGAACUACGAAAAUUCCUCGAGCUUUCGGGAAGGUAUGGCCGAACCGCACAUGCGGCGAUCGCUGCCGAGAUGGACAACAAGACCGAGGAAGAUGUCGAGACAUAUGCCGAAGUCUUCUGGCAGCGAUACAAGGAGAUUCCAGGUUGGGAAGGUUACAUGCGAAAAUACGAUGACGAGGAGAAACGACGGGAAAAGCUGAAGCAGGACAAGGACUUGCUUUUCGCAAAGAUCAGUGGCUCCAGGUUCCCUUUGCAGAAGCUCGACAUCAGCUACGGUCAAAACAAGGGGAAGCAAUAUAGCGAGGAUGAGGAUCGAUUCUUGCUGGUUAGGUUAAACCAUUAUGGACUCGAACGCGAUUAUGCCUACGACAUGAUGAAGAGGGAUAUUGGCGAAUGGCCUGAUUUCCGUUUCAAUUGGUUCAUCAAAUCGAGAACCCCCGAGGAGCUCAAGAGGCGCUGCGCGCAAUUGUUGACCUGUCUCCACAAAGAUGUGGAUGUCAAGCCUGACGGCAAGGCUCCAGCGCCAAAGCGACGCAAGGUAGAAGAUACCGUGACGAUUUCGCGGGACGGUACUCCAGCUUCCAAUGGCAAGGGAAACAAGAAGCGGAAGUAGGGCAGGAUGCGAGGUGACUUUCGCUCCUGAUUACAUAAUGACAAGCUCAGACCACAUUUUGUACAUUUGCCUACUAUCUGCCUUACCUUCACGACCAUACCGAUAUAUCGAUGCGCACGAGAUGCUUUAGUGAGCUUUCACUGCACAGACAAAUCGUCGACUUUAGUCAUUGCCC
Molecule: messenger RNA, 3547 nt
Organism: Filobasidium floriforme
Lineage: Eukaryota; Fungi; Basidiomycota; Tremellomycetes; Filobasidiales; Filobasidiaceae
Product: SNF2 family N-terminal domain-containing protein
Exons: 25
Coding region: 70-3372 (1100 amino acids)
Biological process (GO): nucleosome organization; regulation of transcription by RNA polymerase II
Cellular component (GO): chromatin; nucleus
Molecular function (GO): ATP binding; histone binding; ATP-dependent chromatin remodeler activity
Source: RefSeq, a predicted model, not a curated record